GGACAUAUUUGGAAGAAGAAGAAAACACAACAAUCUCCAUCAAACAAUCUCAACAAUCUCCAUCCAACUUUCAUCGAGAUCCUUGGAUCCCUGCCCUCCCCUCUUACUCGUUAUCUAGCCUCAACCUCCCCCCGUCGCAAGUCAGUAACUGGAUCCACCUGAAUGAGAGAGCAUGGGAUGUGGAGGCCCUUCGGAAUGUUUGUUCCGAAGAUGUCAUGGAGGCGAUCAGUCGUCUCCCAAUUGGACCUGUGGAGUCAAAGGACGGCUGGGCAUGGAAACAUGCAUCUAAUGGAAAUUUUACUGUCCGAUCAGCCUACCAUGUUCUUUGUGAAAGCCGUGAUCAGCAAACUUCUACACCACCACCCAUGAAUAAUCGACCUGCCAACAACAAUUGGAAGUGGCUCUGGUCGUUGGCUCUCCCACCAAAAAAUUGUUUCUUUAUAUGGAAAUGCUCUAAAAGAGCCAUUGCUAUAAGGGAAAGACUUUUCUCAAGGUCUUGUGAACCAAGCCCAAAUUGUCCCAUAUGUGACGCGCCAAAGACCACUUUGCACAGCCUCUUUCACUGUCAGCAUGCGUCGGAGACUUGGCAUCUCUCAGGAUUGAUUGCCCCUCCCCCUCAAGAUGCCUCCUUCGCCUCUUGGUUCUUCAACCUGAAGGACACCCACACUGACGCUCAUGUUUGCAAGAUUGCAUACCACCUUUGGAAUAUUUGGCUUGCCCGAAAUGCUUUCAUCUUCGACAACAUGGCUCCUUCCCCGGCCUCAUCCGCAAUUAAGUCGGGUCGUGACUUCAUGGAAUGGGAGGAAUCGCGUACUUCUCCUGCUCUUUUCUCUUCUUUCCAACCGACUCUUUUGCACCCUCAGCCUAGGGGUUCCCGUUCCAACACCACACCACCGCCGUUCUCUCGAGUGAUGUACUGUGAUGGGUCGUUUGUUUCCGACUCGAGAUUGGCGGCUUAUGGGAUUACUUUUGUCAAUUCUCAUGGUCAGGUGUACGACGGCAAGGCUGAGACUUUCCUGUGUUCGCAUCCGAUUCAGGAUGAAGCCCUUGGUCUCCUCAACGCCAUCCUGCUUGCGGUUCAUGAUGGGAUUCCAACCUGCAUUCGUACGGAUUGCCAAGUGCUUUCUCUUACUCUCAAUCAGGACCCCUCGGCAUGGCCAUGGCAUUGUCGAGCUACCAUUGCUCAGAUGUCUCUCCUUCUUCGGUCUGCUCCUUGGAUCCGGAUUGAGUUCGUUCCUCGACGGCUUAACCACUUGCAGAUUGGGUUGCUCACCAAGCUAGGGAAGCUUCGUUACCUUUGGAAUGGAUCUUAAUUGUUAAUAUUAUUGCACCAUUGCUUUAACGAACAUUUGGGGCCUUUUCGGAUGAAAUACAAGGAUUCUCUGAUUGUCAAAAAAAAAAAACAAUCUCAACGAAAACUUGAGAUUUAACUAUCACUCAUUUUGAGUGAUAGUUUGUGUCAAAUCAAGCAAACAAUGCAUGUAUUGUUUGCGAAGAAAAUUAAAAAAACUAUGCAUUGUGAACAUUUCAUGCAUUGUAACUAUCCCAACCAAACUAUGACCAAAACCAAGCGACCCCUAAAUCUCAAUUUUUGGUUGAGAUUGUUGUGUUUUUUUCUUCUUCCAACUAUAUCCCUACCUUUUAUGUGUUUUGCUUUUUUAUACUAAAAACAAAGGAUAAAAAUGACAUUUCAACCAUAAAGUAAUAUAAUUUAUUUAAACAC
Linum trigynum is the source of this 1723-nucleotide messenger RNA. Lineage: Eukaryota; Viridiplantae; Streptophyta; Magnoliopsida; Malpighiales; Linaceae. The record is from the annotation of a GenBank genome assembly.